Messenger RNA from Rhagoletis zephyria (snowberry fruit fly), 714 nucleotides. RefSeq names its product protein-lysine N-methyltransferase mettl10-like. Gene Ontology annotation, molecular function: protein-lysine N-methyltransferase activity. Lineage: Eukaryota; Metazoa; Arthropoda; Insecta; Diptera; Tephritidae. The record is from RefSeq and is a predicted model, not a curated record. Gene Ontology annotation, cellular component: cytoplasm.
AUGGAGAAUGAAGAGAAUGAUGAUGAGCACCUGACGGAGAGCGAGCUGGGCACCAAGGCCUACUGGGAGGACUUCUACCAGGCGGAGCUGGAGAACUUCGUCGACUCGGGCGACCAGGGCGAGACGUGGUUCGGCCGGCGGAACACCAACAUGAUCAUCCAGUGGAUUGCCGACAAUGUCCCCAAGGAGGCCUCCAUCUGCGACGUGGGCUGCGGCAACGGGUACAUCCUCUCACAGCUGGCCACUCGCCACUCCUUCCUCAAUCUGCUGGGCAUCGACUACUCGCCUAAGGCAAUCGACUUCUGCCGACAGCUGUACAAAUCAACUGCACCCGCCAUACAGUUCAAAGUGGUGGACAUUCUCAGCUCAUCAGACUCUUCCUCCUCCUCCUCCUUUCCUGCCUGUGACGUUCUCGUGGACAAGGGCACCUACGAUGCGAUUGCCCUGAUGCCCGACGGUGACCUGGCGGCGAAUCGCCGCCUCUACCGCUCCUUUGUGCUCAACCAUCUCACCGAAAACGGCCACCUGGUCAUCAUGUCCUGCAACUUUACUCGAGGGGAACUGUGUCGCUUUCUGCUGCUGCAGCUGCCGUCACCAGCAGGUGACCUGACACUGGUACAUGAGUUCGCCACGCCGAAGCUGUCCUUUGGCGGAAAGGUGGGCAGCCAGGUGACGGGGCUGGUGUUGAAGAAGAGCCAAGAAAAUAAAGAGUGA